AUGCAACCCGAAUACCAGAUCUCGAACUUUCAGUUCAACAAGACGACUAUAUCAUCUGGGGAGGGAGCACUGGCGCGCUUUCAGCUUGAUGAUGUCGUGAACGGUGCUUCGAUGUCAUGUGCAACGCCGUACCUACAGGACCCCGACAGCUUAAUGUGGAACGACUGUGAGCCAGCCGAAGACGCAGUCAAUGCGAAGACGUCAUUCCAGUAUGACUCUGCAGCGAACCAAGUUAAUAUCAGUCAAGCUUGGGUGUGCGAGCAAGGGAACCAGACUUUUCCACAUCCGUACUUCUCCGAUGUUAGCAUCAGUCUGCCAGAUCUGGACUGCAUCGAGGGUACUGCCACAGUGUGCACCGCACCAGAAGAGACGGGAUCAGAAGGACGCAUCGGUCUAAUCAGCUCGACCCUGGGCGGCGAUAUCGGGAGGUUGAACGGGCUGCAUGGUCUCGUCAUCGAUGCCCUGUUGAGCGUUCGCAUCGUCACGGCCUCGGGCGAAGCGGUAGUAGCCUCCACGACGGAGAACAGCGACUUAUUCUGGGGAAUCCGAGGCGCGGGUUUCGAUUUCGGCAUCAUCGUUUCCGCGACGUACCAGGUGUAUGACCUUUCCAAGGGAGGUGAGGUCAUGAACGCGGACUUUCUCUUUUCGAUCAAUGAGACAGCAGCCGUGCUCGACUACUUCAAAUCCAUGGAAACGGCUAUUCCAGCUGAACUGUCCCUGAUAUUUCAUGUGGGCUACAAAGAUAGCCUUGGCGGUGCAUACGCAGUUGUCAACGCCGUGUAUUUCGGCCCACUGGACGAUGGCACGCCACUUGUCGGACCAUUAGUCGACGCUGGUCCCAUACAAUAUAAUAUCUCUAUGGUUGCCUAUCGGGACCUCCUUUCCAGUACCUUCUUUGGGGCUGUGCCUACGUCCGCCCCUUGCUCGAAGGACACGCUGAAGAAUGUUUACGGGCUGGGUCUCAAAAAUUACGAUUUUGCUUUAUUCCAGAGCUUUCUGUCAAACCUGACCGAACUCUACGCAACUUACCCCGACUCCGCGACACCGUGUUUUAUCUUGAAGCCUUCCCAAUGCAGGCUGCUCGCGCUGUGCCAGACAACAGCACGGCGUAUCCGCACCGUGACAUCAACGGACACCUACAGGUCGCUAGAUGAUAUGGUCAAUGAGUUCGCCGUCAACGCUCGUGCAAGAUUCGCAGCCACUAGUGGGUUUGGGGAUAUCAAGACCUAUGUCAGCUACGGUCACGGCGACGAAACUCCUGCGCAGCUCUACGGAGAUGAACAGUUGGCGCAGCUUCGAGAGUUGAAGUCGACGUGGGACCCAAGCAAGCUUUUUAACUUCAACGAACCGCUAGAUAAAUAG
Molecule: messenger RNA, 1362 nt
Organism: Anthostomella pinea
Lineage: Eukaryota; Fungi; Ascomycota; Sordariomycetes; Xylariales; Xylariaceae
Source: the annotation of a GenBank genome assembly